GCGCGACCAGUGACCAUGGUGGCGGCGGCGGCGGCGGCGCAGGCCCUCUCGGGCGCGCGGCGGCUGCGGCUCUUUCUCUCCACGCUGAAGCCCGGGGUCCACGUUCCCCAGGCUGAGCCCGUGGCUGCGUUCAGCUCCUCUGUGACCUCCGCCAAAGUGGCUGUGAACGGCGUCCACCUGCACUACCUGCGGACUGGAGGUGGAGAGCACGCGGUCCUGCUGCUCCCAGGAAUGUUGGGAAGUGGAGAGACUGAUUUUGGACCUCAGAUUGAGAACCUGAAUAAGAAGCUCUUCACGGUGGUUGCCUGGGAUCCCCGAGGGUACGGACAUUCCAGACCCCCAGAUCGAGAUUUCCCAGUAGAAUUUUUUGAAAGGGAUGCAAAAGAUGCUGUUGAUUUGAUGAAGAUGCUGAAGUUUAAGAAGGUCUCUUUGCUGGGGUGGAGUGAUGGUGGGAUAACAGCCCUCAUUGCAGCUGCAAGAUACCCGUCCUACAUCAACAAGAUGGUGAUCUGGGGGGCCAACGCCUACGUGACCGACCAGGACGAGGAGAUUUAUCGGGGUAUCCGAGACGUGUCUAAAUGGAGUGAGAGAACAAGAAAGCCUCUGGAAGCCCUCUAUGGGUUCGACUACUUGGCCAGAACCUGUGAAAAGUGGGUGGAUGGCAUAAAGCAGUUUAAGCAUCUUCCAGAUGGUAACAUCUGUCGGCACCUGCUGCCCCUGGUUCAGUGCCCCACCCUAAUCGUGCACGGUGAGAAGGACCCUCUGGUCCCGAGCUUCCAUGCCGACUUCAUACACAAACACGUGAAGGGGUCACGCCUUAAAUAUGUACACAUCAGAGGAGAACCUGUUAUUCAGAAUCACAAAACAGCAGCGUCUGCCAAGCCAGCUGUGCUGGUGGCCCAUUCGAUUAAAUGGCAGAGACACAUUCCUUGUCUGUGUAGCCCCGUUUCUGCCAGCCAGCCUGGGGACGCCAGAGAACCUAAUAAGACAUGUCAGCAGAAAUUCUGUUCUUCAAUCCCAUUUGUUUUUAUAUGGAACAGAAAUUUAUAAUUUAAAUACUUUGGCUGACACGGGAGCCAGCUUCUGCUGGUGCUUAUAUCAAGAUGAAAAUUCCACGUUGAGCAAGCUCAGAAUUUCCUUGAUAUGCAGUGAUGCACAUCCUGAAGGAGAAAAUGGGAUGUGACCAGGAGCUGGUGGCCUGGCUUUGUUUUUUUUAAGCAAACCUACUGGAAAAUAAACACCCAAGUGAGCCUUGAUCCCUUCAGAGACUGUAUAUGAAUUCCAGAGCUGCUGUCAUUAGUCAGGACGUCUUUGGAAUUGUACAGAAUUCUUUGGAAAUUGGCGUUGUUAGUGACCUAAGAACACCCUCCCGCCCCCCCGCCCCCGCCCUGACUCUCCAUGAGCCGAUUCCGAUGCCCUGCAGGCCAGCCCUGCCUGGUAGGUCAGCAGUGGUCCCUGAGCUGAGAGUCCCCACGGUCCAGCAGGGAGAGUAGAAACAGCUCCUCUACCUCCUAAUCAUACUAGUUAUUCCGUGAUCGAUUUUAACAAAUGUCUCAGAGAAUUUUUAAAUGUGGGAGACACGCUUCUUAUUCUGCAGUAAAACAGCAUUCCUACAAUUCCUGUCUAAUUCCUGUGUCCAAAGAGCAUUUUAUAUUUAAAAGGCAUUUCACAUAUGAUUACAUACUUCACAACAACCUUAUGGGAAAAGAUUUUGUCCCAAUUUACAGAUGAGAAAAUCAAGGCUGAGACGUGUUAAGUAAUCUUCCAAGGUUGCAUGGCUAGUAAACGACAAAUCCUGGGGUUUUUUCCUCCUAAUACAGUGCGUUCCCCCACAGCACAGCUGCCUCUCAUAAACAUACUCUUAUUUUAAUAUGAUGGUAAGAUGCCUGUGUUAUAUGCUUGCUGACCUGGUUAAUUGUCUUCUAACUUCAGAAAUGACAGGUUUUUGCACAGUGAGUCUCAUGAUAAAUGCAGUGUGUCCCUUAGAGAGCCAGAUUCAGUAAAAGUCUGCAGGAAAGUUUAAUUAAGGAAUUCUGCUCCAGACCCAUCUCCUAGCAACAGGAUACAUCAAUAUGGGAGAAGAAUAUUCCCUUGCCAUUCAGAUGUUAAUGGUUUUAGUACACUCUCUUAUGGAAGGUCAUUUUCUUAGAGCAGGAUUCUUUGGAAAAAAUGAGUUGAGAGUAAAGUGUUACACUUGCUCCCUUCCUCUGCCAGAAGAGCCCUUUAUGUUGGGCGUGAACCUAAAACACGGUGGUUAAUUCUGGACCCACAAAAAGAGGGUCGAUUCCUUGAGCACCAAGGUCGCCCUCCGACUGUGCACAGGCCUCUCACCCCAGGGGGGCAACUCCGAGUGCAGGUGCUUCCGACGAACUUGGGGUUUCAUUUCCCUGCCAGGUACAUUUAUGAUUAAAGAAUUAAAGGCACAAGUGUGUCGCUCAAAGAUUGUACUACAAAUAGAUAAUCAGGUGUGAAACGAAUGCCUUUCUCUCCUGGAAGGGGGCCGAGCGCAGGGUGGGUGCUCAGCAGGCCCACUUCCUGCCUGUGACAAUUGUCUCUCUCUCUUCUUUUUGCUGGAGAAGAACCACAGCAUCUCCUGGAGACAGAGACCUCAGAGAUCACUCAAGUUCAGUGAUUUUAGAUUUUGUUUUUAGGCAGUUGAGCCCUUCCUCCUAACAAACUCUUCUGCAGUCCCAGAUACAAAGCAUAAGAUAGUGGUCGCUGUGAUUUUCCCCCGCUCGGCCAGCCCUCCCUCCUAGAUCGCACAGCACUGACACCGCCGCCUGCCUGUCUAGCCAGCCUCUGCUUGAGCGCCUCCAGUUGCCGAGCAUGCCUGGUCCUCGGGGCCACCCAGCUUGCUGUCACAGUUGGCGCCGAGCAGAGCCUGCGCCCUUCGGACCCUUCGGGGCUGGCGUGGACGGGCCCCUGGAAGCAGAAGGGCUGAUCUGGCUCAGGAGAGGGUGGGGCUUCACGGAGGGUGUGACCACCGCGCUGCAGUGGAGACACGGGGUGCUCGCCGUGCGUGGUCAUCAGCUCUGGCUGCUGUGACAAAGACCGCACGCUGGGCGGCUGAAACUACGGACAUUGAGGCCCUCACAGUCUAGAGGCUGGACGUCCAAGAUCAGGGUGGCAAGGGGUUGGUCUGUCCUGAGGCCUUUCUCCUUGGUGUGCAGGUGCCACGUUCUCCCUGUGUCCUCACACGGUCGUCGCUCUGUGUGGGCAUCUGUGUCCUGAUCUCUUCUCAUAAGGACACCCAUCAGAUUAGAUUAGGGCCCACCUGUGUGACCUCACUUUAACAUAAUACCUCUUUAAAGACCUGAUAUCCAAGCACAGUCACACUGAGGUACUGGGGUUAGGACUUCAACAUGCGAAUUGGGAGGCGCGGCUCAGCCCACAACAGUACGUUUCUGAGGAGGUUCUCAGAUCUCAGAAAUUGGGGGCCCAGCAGAGAUCAGGAUCUGGGUUCAGACCCGGCUACGCGUGACCAGCCCCUUGCCCCUUCCCUGCCUGGAGUCCCGCGCCCCUUGCCCCUUCCCUGCCUGGCCAGGGCCACCCAGCCUCCGGGCACAGCUUGGCUGUCUCUUUCUGCUCCUCCACUUACUCACCGUUCUGAGGCCACGCGGCCCCUUACUGGCACCUUACUAGCAGCAGCGAGCAGGCCAUCCUCUGUCCCGGACGCGGUCUAGUUCGGCCUCAAAGCACUUGGUACACGGUGAAAGGAAGAAUGCGAGCAUUGCACGGCCACAUCUGUGGGUGGCAGGGGUCCCUGAGUGGUGACUCAGGCCCGGAAAGUGUGUUGUGGAGUCCACCUGCAGGUUCUGGGGCCAGAGAACGGACCCGGAAGGAAGGACGAGGGCUGGAGUCCACGUGUGCAGAGAGGUGGGGCCUUGGGCUCUGUGUGGGCCAGAGGGGAGGGGUGGGAAACGGAGUCGCGCCUGGAGACCAGAGUCAGGGUUUGGGGGCCCUGAGCAGCAUUUGCAGCCGCGGUGGCUACAGCACAGCAGUGGCUCAGACGGACCCGGGGGGGGGCGGUGCUGGUGAUGAAUCGUGCCCGUAAGGAGGUGGACGUGUUUCUGUACCUCUGUUUCCUGUGUGUCACAUGGGGAUGGUGAUGCCUGUCAUCUCAGAUAACUUUCUGAGGAAUGAAUGGGGAUGUAUGUGCACGUUCAGACGAAUAAGAAUUCGGCACACGGUAGCUGCCUUCAUGGAUGGAAUGCUGGUGUGGGUGUAGGUGGUCUGGGGCCCAGGAGACAGCAGGGUAGAGCUCGAUGGGCAGUCAGGCACAUUGCCCUCAGUCAGCUGUACGUGUGCACACACACGUAUUUAUAUAUCGUAUACAUGUGUGGACAUGUAAUAUAUCUAUAGUGAGAGAGGAUUGAUUUACUAUGGGAGUAAGGCAUUGGCUUGUGCAGCUACAGAGGCUGAGAAGUCCAAGAUCUGCAGUCAGCAGCUGGAGGCCCAGGAGAGCUCAUGCUGUGGUUCAGUCUGACUCUGAAGACCAGAGAACCAGAAAGAGCUGAUGUUGCAGUGCGAGUCUGAAGGCAGGAAAAAGCCAGUGCCCCAGUUUGAAGACAGGCAGGAGGAGUUCCUCUUGCUCAGGAGAGGGCCAGCCGUUUGUGCUAUUCGGGCCGUCAACUGAUUGGAUGAGGCCCACCCACGUGGGGAGGGCAGUCUGCUGUGCUCAGUCUGCUGAUUCAGAUGGACUCUCAUCCUGAAACACCCUCACACACACACCCAGAAUCAUGUCUGACCAAAGGCACCUGUGGCUCAGCCAGGUUGACACGUAAACCCAGCCCUGGCGGAGGGCAGCUGGCAGGAGCUGUCCUCAGAGGUCUUGGCCUGGCGGUGGGAGCGCUAAGGGUGCCUGGGUUCCCCAGGUCGUGGGUCAGGUGCUGGCCUCUGUCUGAUCACAGGAGGAAGGAGGGGCCUCGCUCUGCAGCUUCCUGGCCUUGUCCAGUCUGGCCAGCGGUGGGAAGAUGGCCCCAGACCUCCAAGGUGAGCAGGGGGGUGGCGUGCCCCUGCGGGCGCGAAGUAAAACGGUCUUGUGCUGGCAGCAGGUUCGUUCCGGUUCCGUGGAGAGGGGGUCCGGCAGACACCGAAGGAAGGGGGACGCACCCCCCUCAGCUGCCCGGAUGACCCUUCCCACCCCCUCCUCAGCUGCUGUUUCUAGUUCCUCCUCUCUGACUGCAGGCAGCUCAAGAACCGCUUUAGGGCCAGGUUCCAGGAUUAACUCCAAACAGGACCAGCCUCAUCCUUACAAAGCCGGGUCCUGGUGUCUCACAGUGGGGGGAAGGGAGGGGCUCAUCCUUUCUAGACAAAUCUCACCCAUGACAUUUUCUAAAAUCGUUUUUUUAACACCUUUAUUGGAGUAUAAUUGCUUUACAAUGGUGUGUUAGUUUCUGCUGUAUAACAAAGUGAAUCAGCUAUACGUAUACAUAUAUCCCCAUA
Messenger RNA from Aethalodelphis obliquidens (Pacific white-sided dolphin), 5445 nucleotides. It is a transcript of the gene BPHL, whose product is annotated as biphenyl hydrolase like. The record is from RefSeq and is a predicted model, not a curated record. Gene Ontology annotation, molecular function: serine hydrolase activity. Bases 16 to 1050 code for a protein of 344 amino acids. The transcript has 7 exons. NCBI's taxonomy places the organism in Eukaryota, Metazoa, Chordata, Mammalia, Artiodactyla, Delphinidae.